GAAGAAUAUAAAACACACACACACCCUCUGUCACACAACAAACCACAGCUUCUCAAAGGAGAUACGAUCUAACAAACUCACUCAUUCAAGAAAGAGAACUUACCACCUGACAGAACGAUGGCCUCCAAGUUAAGUGAAAUGACGCUGUCUUUGGACUAUGCAUACGAAAUUGACAGUGCAUUUGACUCUGACAGCACUGAUGAAAUGGACUGCUCUGAUCCACUAGCCAUGAGUGGGCGAUGCAACGUGCAUGAAAGCAUCAAAGUGGAGAAGUGGACGCAUCCUCACAACAGUAUGAAGCAGGUGGUGAACCUCAUUGUUGCUCUGAACAGAAUGAAUGGCCUCAAACCACAGUCACCUGAAUUUGGGGAUGAUGAACUGCUCGGCAGAUUCAUGAAGAAUGUGAUUGAAGAGCGGAAUGUGAAUUGGAAUCCGGAAACGGAACGAUUCACAAGUGAUUCCUACAAUAAGAGCAGCCGGAUCUUGCAGUGCAACGUGUGCGAUACGUCCCAGAAAAGUCUUGUGCGGAGUGGUGUACAGUAUCAUUUGCAGGCCGUGACAUUAAAAGCAGCCAACACUGAGCAGAAAGUUCUGUUCAGUCUAUCUACAUAUGUAUCUUUAAAGUCCAGUGUGCCUAACUCCCAGCCGGUGUGCCUGGCAAUUUCCGGGAGCAACCUCUACCUUGCUUGUACCAAGGAAAACCCAAAUGACAAACCUACCCUAGUCUUAAAGGUGGUCACUGAUACCUUAAACACCAUCCCAGCUGAUGAUCCAAAUGGGAUCCUCUUCUUCAGGAGCGAGACUGGCGUGUCUGUCAACACUUUUGAAUCUGUUAAAUAUCGCGGAUGGUUCAUUAGCACAUCCACUGUUGAUCAUGAGCGAGUGAACAUGUGCCAGGAAUCAGCUGUGGACCGCAUCAAGAGCUUCCAGCUGAACGAUCAAACACUAGUCCAUAGUAAAGUAUCAGAUUUGAUUGAGUAGACCCCUUUCCAGAGAGUAUGUACCAAGUACAAUCUAUAAUCUGGAUUAGUCUGUUGUUAUUAACCUGCUAGAUCUUGAUUGGAAGAUCUGUUUUUAAAUUAUUUAAUUUUUUGCUGUAUAAAUGUGAGGAAUAUGUUGUUGGAAUGGUAACAGGUAAAUUCACAUUGAAUUCUUUGUCAGGUAUGAAUGUUUUUCUAUUGGAUAUGUAUUAUUGUAACUAUUCGUAUUUAAUAUUUAUUUUAAAUUAUAUAAAGUAUCAUUGAAAGUCAAACUAUUAUUUUACACUUGAUUUUUGUACUUAACUUUUAAUAAACUGAAAACA
Molecule: messenger RNA, 1303 nt
Organism: Xyrauchen texanus (razorback sucker)
Lineage: Eukaryota; Metazoa; Chordata; Actinopteri; Cypriniformes; Catostomidae
Product: interleukin-1 beta-like
Exons: 7
Coding region: 118-981 (287 amino acids)
Biological process (GO): cytokine-mediated signaling pathway; positive regulation of gene expression; regulation of non-canonical NF-kappaB signal transduction
Molecular function (GO): cytokine activity
Source: RefSeq, a predicted model, not a curated record